This is a messenger RNA of Corvus hawaiiensis (hawaiian crow), 851 nucleotides long. It is a transcript of the gene TIMM17A, whose product is annotated as translocase of inner mitochondrial membrane 17A. Gene Ontology annotation, molecular function: transmembrane protein transporter activity. The transcript has 6 exons. Gene Ontology annotation, biological process: protein import into mitochondrial matrix. Bases 82 to 582 code for a protein of 166 amino acids. Gene Ontology annotation, cellular component: TIM23 mitochondrial import inner membrane translocase complex; mitochondrial inner membrane. Lineage: Eukaryota; Metazoa; Chordata; Aves; Passeriformes; Corvidae. The record is from RefSeq and is a predicted model, not a curated record.
UCGUCCCGCCCUCCCCUGCCAUUGGCCGGCGUGCGGCCGCCGCAGCCAAUCGCGCGCGGGGAGGUGGUGGGGCCCCGCAAGAUGGAGGAGUACGCGCGCGAGCCCUGUCCCUGGAGGAUAGUGGAUGACUGCGGAGGGGCCUUCACCAUGGGGGCCAUAGGAGGGGGCAUUUUCCAGGCUAUCAAAGGCUUCCGAAAUUCCCCAGUGGGUGUCAACCACCGGCUGCGUGGCAGUUUGACAGCCAUUAAAACCAGAGCUCCACAACUGGGAGGGAGUUUUGCUGUCUGGGGAGGUCUCUUCUCCAUGAUUGACUGCAGUAUGGUCAGGAUGAGAGGGAAGGAAGAUCCCUGGAAUUCCAUCACGAGCGGAGCCCUGACUGGAGCCAUUUUAGCUGCAAGAAAUGGCCCUGUUGCCAUGGUCGGAUCUGCUGCGAUGGGAGGAAUUCUCCUGGCCUUGAUCGAAGGAGCAGGAAUUCUGCUGACAAGAUUUGCCUCCACACAGUUCCCAAACGGCCCACAGUUGUCAGAGGAUCCAUCCCAGCUCCAGCCACCCCCGUUCAGCGACUACCGACAGUACCAGUGAUGGUUCCCAGCCACCGCCUCCUCCUCUUCCUCCUCCUUUUCCACUUCCUUCCCUGUUCCUGAGCGGUCCCACCUGGAGGAUGCGGAGGGGGUUUGUACUUAACACCAGUGGUUGUCCCUUACACACCAUGCCAGGAGGACCUGCAGCAUUUCUUAAUGUCAAACUGCUCAGGAGAACUUUUAGAAAAGAAAAUCUAUUUAUUCCUGAUAUAUUCCGUUGCUGUAAUGUUACACAUGUCUGGUAGAAUACAAGGAGGUUUGAGACAAGGA